AUGUCCGACGAAGAAUACCAAGACAAAGCCACACCUCCCUCAAGUGAGGCGGAGGUCCACGAUCAAGAUGGCGAGAACGCAGCCGACGCUCCGACAACUCGACGACGAAUGAUACAGCCCAUCAACGAAGCAAUGCUCACCCCCGGCCAACUCAUCAUGAACGGCAAUCUCAGGUUCAUCAAUAACCAGGCUGAGAAAAUAAUUGCGAUGACCAGCGAAGACGCACCACAGCGUCGCAACGAAGUGGUCCCGAACUCAAAAGAAUUUCCCACACAGACAAGAGGCUUCCUGCAUCCGUCAAUCCCUCUGACUUGCCCAUCGGAGAGUACAUCAACUACCAAAACGAAGUGGUGCUUGCAGAAACUAUGGCGAGGGCACUAA
Exophiala bonariae is the source of this 381-nucleotide messenger RNA. RefSeq lists its product as uncharacterized. Lineage: Eukaryota; Fungi; Ascomycota; Eurotiomycetes; Chaetothyriales; Herpotrichiellaceae. The coding region runs from base 1 to 381 and encodes 126 amino acids. The record is from RefSeq and is a predicted model, not a curated record. The transcript has 2 exons.